AUGCAUGGAGGCUUGUCCCCGGAACUUAGUCACCUCGAUGUUAUUCGAAAUAUACCACGUCCAUGUGAACCUCUUGAUCGCGGUCUUCUUAUCGACCUUACUUGGUCCGAUCCUACCAACAAAGGAGAAGGAUGGUUUCAUUCAAUAAGAGGAAUUAGCUACAUGUUUGGCAAAGGAGUGGUUCAGCAAGCAUGCCAGAUGCUUGGAAUUGAUUUGAUUAUUAGAGCUCAUCAGGUUGUGCAAGACGGAUAUGAGAUGAUGGCGGGCAGAAAGUUAAUCACUGUCUUCUCAGCACCAAAUUACUGUGGACAAUUCACUAACGCAGCGGCAAUAGUGUGUCUCGACGAAGACUUACAGAUCACCUUUCAACAAAUGAAAAUGCAAAUUCCGGCCAAUCUUGCGCCGAAAGCUCGAACCGCUCCAGCAAUUGCAUGUGACACUAAUCCGACGAACGCUAAAGCGGACAAGGAAUUUAUAAAACCAUUCACUGUGUGUUACAAGUCCACUUGUCUUGUUGUGUGCAAUAUUAUACAACCGGGGUUCAAAUCAAAAGGAGCAUCAACAACAAAAACAGAAGAAAAAGAAAAGCCAAAAACAGAAGAAAAAGAGAAAACAAAAACAGAAGACAAGGAGAAGAGCAUGAAGACUGCAAGAAUGCCAGUUGUAGAACAGGCUACAGAAGAGAAGCCAAAAACAGAAACUGCCCCAGCACCUUCGUCGAAUGCUCCUACAUCCUCUGUGCCUCCAGGUCCUGAUGCUAAUGAAAGUAAUGAUAAAAAAGAAGAACAGGUAACGUUUACAUUAGAUAAAAGCGCAGACGGAAGAUAG
Cylicostephanus goldi is the source of this 828-nucleotide messenger RNA. NCBI's taxonomy places the organism in Eukaryota, Metazoa, Nematoda, Chromadorea, Rhabditida, Strongylidae. The record is from the annotation of a GenBank genome assembly.